Bactrocera tryoni is the source of this 515-nucleotide messenger RNA. RefSeq names its product heparan sulfate 2-O-sulfotransferase pipe-like. The record is from RefSeq and is a predicted model, not a curated record. Gene Ontology annotation, molecular function: sulfotransferase activity. The coding region runs from base 16 to 384 and encodes 122 amino acids. The transcript has 3 exons. NCBI's taxonomy places the organism in Eukaryota, Metazoa, Arthropoda, Insecta, Diptera, Tephritidae. Gene Ontology annotation, cellular component: membrane.
UGGCGUAGGCUUGCUAUGCAUUUUUGCGGCAAUAUAGAGAUAUGCAAGCAAUUUAAUUCUCAGACUGCCACACAAAUAGCCAAACGUAAUAUUGAAAGCGAAUUUGCGGUAGUCGGCUCAUGGGAGGACACAAAUAUAACAUUAACAGUUUUGGAACACUACGUACCGAGAUUUUUCCGUGGCGCGACUGAAGUAUUUUACAGUGACCCAAAACGUUUUCAUAAAAAUGCCACACCACACAAGAACGAAUUGGAUCCGGAUAUUGAAGAACAUUUGAAAGUACAAUUUUCAUUCGAAAUCGAAUUGUAUAAUUUUUGCAAGCAACGUCUCUAUAAGCAAUACAUUGCCAUUAAAAAGGAUGAAGUGAUGAGACAUUUCAAUUAGUCCUAUGCAUGCAUAAUAAUUUAAUGGAACUUUCAUCAAUACAUAUAGAAUAAUGUACAAAUAAAAUAAGCUCAGGAUACCCGCGAAAGUGCAAAUUUUAAAUAAAUAAUACUACGAGUAAACGAACGCAA